CUCUAUAGACUCAGAAGAUAAAGCCUGAAAGAAAGGGGAGAAAAAAAUCAAGCCAAAGAAAUUAUUCAUCACAUAAUUUGUACCUGAAGUGAUUAUUCAAAAUAAAUUCAGAGGAACCACAGGUUGCUGGGCCAGGAGGAGCCACAUCAGGACCUGACCAAGAAGACUGCACAUCACCCAGAAAUCUUGAACUUGGAGCAAUAACCACAUGAGUUGCUGUGCGGUUUCCCUCUGGGAAGGGGGUUGGAUUAAUGUAUGGGUGGACCAUCCGCAAGAGAUUGGAAAGGAAAGAAGAGAGAGGUCAAGAUUGUGUAAUUCUUAUUGAUCUAUCUUCAAGUUUACUGAAGAUUUUUGCAUCUGUUCGUGAGAGAAAACACAGAUGGGUGAAGAAACAGAGACAGAGAAUGGAAACCAACAUGUCUGACAAAAGUGACUUAAAAGCUGAGCUAGAGCGCAAAAAACAGCGCUUAGCACAGAUAAGAGAAGAGAAGAAACGGAAGGAAGAGGAGAGGAAAAAGAAAGAGGCUGAUCUGCAGCAGAAGAAAGAACCAGUUCAGGAUGACUCUGACCUGGAUCGCAAACGCCGAGAGACAGAGGCUUUGCUGCAAAGCAUUGGGAUAUCGCCAGAGCCCCCUCUAGUCCCAACCCCUAUGUCUCCCUCCUCGAAAUCAGUGAGCACUCCCAGUGAAGCUGGAAGCCAAGACUCAGGCGACCUGGGACCAUUGACAAGGACCCUGCAGUGGGACACAGACCCCUCAGUGCUCCAGCUGCAGUCAGACUCAGAACUUGGACGAAGACUGCAUAAGCUGGGUGUGUCGAAGGUUACCCAAGUGGAUUUCCUGCCCAGGGAGGUAGUGUCCUACUCCAAGGAGACCCAGACUCCUCUGGCUACACAUCAGUCCGAAGAGGAUGAGGAUGAUGAGGAAAUGGUAGAACCUAAAGUUGGCCAGGAUUCAGAACUGGAAAAUCAAGACAAAAAACAGGAGGUGAAGGAAGCUCCUCCAAGGGAGCUGACAGAGGAAGAAAAACAGCAGAUCCUUCACUCAGAGGAAUUUCUCAUCUUUUUUGAUCGGACAAUACGGGUAAUUGAAAGAGCGCUGGCAGAAGACUCCGAUAUCUUCUUUGACUAUAGUGGUCGAGAGUUAGAGGAAAAAGAUGGGGAUGUCCAGGCUGGAGCCAACCUUUCUUUCAAUCGUCAGUUCUACGAUGAGCAUUGGUCCAAGCACCGAGUAGUCACUUGUAUGGACUGGUCUCUCCAGUACCCCGAGCUGAUGGUCGCUUCCUACAACAACAACGAAGAUGCUCCCCAUGAACCAGAUGGAGUGGCCUUGGUUUGGAACAUGAAGUUUAAGAAAACCACACCAGAAUACGUCUUCCACUGUCAGUCCUCUGUGAUGUCAGUCUGCUUUGCUCGUUUCCAUCCCAAUUUGGUAGUUGGUGGGACUUACUCGGGCCAGAUUGUCCUGUGGGAUAAUCGCAGUCAUCGGAGGACGCCAGUCCAGCGGACACCCUUGUCGGCUGCUGCACACACACAUCCCGUGUACUGUGUCAAUGUUGUUGGGACCCAGAAUGCUCAUAACCUCAUCACUGUCUCUACCGAUGGUAAAAUGUGUUCCUGGAGCCUGGACAUGCUCUCCACUCCACAGGAGAGCAUGGAGCUGGUGUACAAUAAGUCCAAGCCUGUGGCUGUUACCGGAAUGGCUUUCCCAACGGGAGACGUCAAUAACUUCGUGGUUGGCAGCGAGGAGGGUACAGUCUACACGGCCUGUCGUCAUGGAAGCAAAGCAGGUAUUGGGGAAGUCUUCGAAGGCCACCAAGGGCCAGUGACAGGAAUUAACUGCCACAUGGCAGUGGGCCCAAUCGACUUUUCACACCUGUUUGUCACGUCGUCGUUCGACUGGACCGUCAAACUGUGGACCACAAAGCACAACAAGCCGCUCUACUCCUUUGAAGACAAUGCAGACUAUGUGUACGAUGUCAUGUGGUCCCCUGUGCAUCCCGCGCUCUUUGCCUGCGUGGACGGGAUGGGGCGCUUGGACCUCUGGAACCUCAACAAUGACACCGAGGUUCCAACAGCAAGUGUGGCCAUUGAGGGGGCAUCCGCCCUAAACCGUGUUCGUUGGGCUCAAGGUGGCAAAGAAGUUGCCGUUGGGGACUCAGAAGGCCGUAUUUGGAUCUAUGACGUCGGAGAGCUUGCAGUUCCCCACAAUGAUGAGUGGACCCGAUUUGCCAGGACGCUCGUGGAGAUUCGUGCGAACAGAGCUGACAGCGAGGAGGAAGGCACCGUUGAGUUAUCUGCCUAGUGGAAAUGAGCCGUCCCCACCUUGACCUUCUAGAGCUCAGCAUCUGCAGUCAUCAAGUCCGCUUGUAUUCAGUGUCCAUUCAGUAUCAGUAUUGCCGUGACCGUUUGGGUGCCAUAUUGUGCCAGCUUUGCUCCAAGUAUUCCAGAUGUAUACUGUCCACUGACCUGAAAUUCACCAGAGCAUUUCUGUCUAUAUUUCUGUCUCAAAAGUGGGGAUGGGGAGGUAGGAGCCUUUUUGCGUUGAGUUGUUGCCUUUUAACUACUUAGUAGCUGUAUUUAAUAGCUGGAAACCUCUGGUUAAAUUUGUGCUUACACGCACUUCUGGCAUAGUCCUAUUAAAUCCAUAUGAAGCCAGAUAUGAUUACGUGCAGAUGUGGUGUCAUGCUAUGGUACAGGGCCAAAGACUUGAGAUGUGGCGUUUUACACGGUGACUCACAUUAUGAAUGGAUUUACUAGAAGAACAUUGCUGCUCCUUAUUUAUUGUGGUGUGCUGCAUGGAACAUAUUUAUUUGAAAGCAUUAAAAUAAACGAUCCUAGAGCAUGUGCAUAAUGAGAGGACUGCAUUGUCUCUCUGUUGCUGUUGAGGUUACAUUAAGUUCCAAAUAACAAUUACAGUAUGCCGGUUCCACUGAGGACAUGAAAUCUUUAGAGGUUUGUUGCAGUGAAUGGAAUGAAUUUUAAUGCCUAUUAUUUCUAGGUACUUUAACAAUAUUUCAAAUAUAGUUGAUCAUUGAUAUUUGUCAUUCAAGCUAACCCAGUCUGACAAAAGUCUGUGGUUCCUAAAUAUGACACCAGUAUUGCCAAUAAAAUGUUCCAAACCAGGUCUGCUCUAGUGUGGAUAAAUCCUUUGCUUGGGAACUGCCUGAUUAAAAUUCUGCUGUGGCCAGCGGGUAGGGGAGAUACAUUAGGGCCGUGUUAAAGAUUGAUAAUGAAUUUAUAGGCAGCCAACCUGGCUGCACUUAAACCAAGACUCUGGUUUUAUUUUUAUGAAGGAACGUGUGUGCUAUUUCUGGAAAGCGUUUUCUUGUCUCCUUCGCCAGAGCCACUCUAACCCAAAGACUAUUUCAAGUGUUGGGAGUAGGAAGAACAGGUUAAGAUGAACAAAUACCAGCUGUUCCACACAUUUCAUUAUUUUUUAAUUUAUACCAGAAAAUUACAUUUAUUACUGUUGGACUAGGAAAUAUGUCUAAACAACUUUAUAGGAUUUUGUUUUUUCAAAAGGUCAUUUCUUGCCUAGAGAGAAUGAAAAUAAAUAGUGGCUGAGUCAUGAAAAACAUUUGAAGACAGUCUUUGGCUUUUUAGGAAGAGAAUUUCCAUGGUGCUUUGUUGGUAGGGAUUCCUUGAGCUAUGAGAUUUCUUUUAAUUUUGAAAUAAUGAUAUGCUUUUCUCUAAGUGCUAUACAGUGUGUUAAUAUUGAAACUCUUUAAAAACAUUAAAUUUUUAAAGCUAAAAUAUGAAUAUCUAAAAUAUGUUUAAAAGCAACCCAAUGAGACAAAAGACCUGUACUCUGAAAACUAUAAGACACUGAUUAAAGAAAUCGAAGAUGACACAAACAGAUGGAGAGAUAUACCAUGUUCUUGGAUUGGAAGAAUCAGCAUUGUCAAAAUGACUGUGCUGCCCAAGGCAAUCUACAGAUUCAGUGCAAUCCCUAUCAAAUUACCAAUGGCAUUUUUCACAAAAAUAGAACAAAAACUUUUUUAAUUGGCAUGGAGACACAAAGGACCCCCUAAUAGCCAAAAUAAUCUUGAGAAAGAAAAACGGAUCUGGAGGAAUUGGGCUCCCUGACUUCACACUAUACUACAAAGCUACAGUCAUCAAAACAGUAUCGUACUGACAUAAAAACAGAAAUAUAGAUCAGUGGAACAGUAUAAAAGCCCAGAAAUAAAUCCAUGCACCUAUGGUCAAUUAGUAUAUGACAAAGGAAGCAAGAAUAUACAAUGAAGAAAAGACAGUUUCUUCAAUAAGCAGUGCUGGGAAAACUGGACACCUACAUGUAAAAGAAUGAAAUUAGAACAUUCUCUAACAGCAUACACAAAAAUAAAGUCAAAGUGGAUCAAAGACCUAAAUGUGAGGCCAGACACUGUAAAACUCUUAGAGGAAAACAUAGGCAGAACACUCUUUGAUAUAAAUUGCAGCAACAUCUUUUUGGAUGCACCUCCUAAAGUAAUGGAAAAAAACCCACAAAAAUAAACAAAUGGGACCUAAUUAAACUUAAAAGCUUCUGCACAGCAAAGGAAACCAUAAACCAAAUGAAAAGACAGCCUACAGACUAGGAGAAAAUAGUUGCAAAUGACGUGACUGACAAGGAAUUAGUCUCCAGAAUUUACAAACAGCUCAUGCAGUUCUAUGUCAAAAGAACAACCCAAUCAAAAAAUGGGCAGAAGAUCUAAACAGACAUUUCUCCAAAGAAGACAUACAGAUGGUCUAAAAACACACGAAGGACUUCCCUGGUGGUCCAGUGGUAAAGAAUCCGCCUUCCAAUGCAGGGGAUGUGGGUUUGAUCCCUGCUCAGGUAACUAAGAUCCCACGUGCUGUGGGGCAACUAAGCCUGCACGCCGCAACUACUGAGCCUGUGCGCUCUGGAACCCGCAUGCCACAACUAGAGAGAAGCCCAGACACCACAACGAAGAGCCUGCCUGCCUCAAUGACAGAUCCCACAUGCCGGAAUGAAGAUCCCACGUGCUGUAACUAAGACCCAACACAGCCAAAAAAAAAAAAAAGCAAACAAAAAAACAAA
This is a messenger RNA of Orcinus orca (killer whale), 5039 nucleotides long. RefSeq names its product dynein cytoplasmic 1 intermediate chain 1 (gene DYNC1I1). Gene Ontology annotation, molecular function: dynein light chain binding; dynein heavy chain binding. Lineage: Eukaryota; Metazoa; Chordata; Mammalia; Artiodactyla; Delphinidae. Gene Ontology annotation, biological process: transport along microtubule. The record is from RefSeq and is a predicted model, not a curated record. The transcript is spliced from 21 exons. Gene Ontology annotation, cellular component: cytoplasmic dynein complex. The coding region runs from base 252 to 2303 and encodes 683 amino acids.